UAGAACUCGGGUCCCGCGCGACGACGGGUGGGGCAGAGGCGCACGGAACCUGCCCGUGGGCCUCUGGGAGUUGUAGUUCGGCGCCCGCCCGCGCAGGCGCAGUCCCAGCCAACGGCGGACGCGGCAUUUAUCCGGCCAUCAGACAAGGGAAUGCGACGUGGGAGAGUUCUGACGCGGGGAGGCGAGACUAAGGCCGGCCGGUUCGGUUAGCACGGCCGAACUCGGAUUCGGAGCCCAACAGCCACGGCCCAGGGCAGAGACGGGGCGAGCAAGGAAACGACCGGAAGUGCGCGCGCCGCCCUCUGGGAGCUGUAGUUGGGCGUCCGCCUGCGCAGGCGCAGACCCAGCUGGUGGCGGCUGAGGCCUUUGUCCUGUGGUCCGGCUGGAGCAAGUGACCUUUGAGGACGUGGUUGUGGACUUCACCCAGGAGGAGUGGGGGCAGCUGGAGCCCGCCCAGAGGACCCUGCACUGUGAUGUGAUGCUGGAGACCUUCAGGCUCCUGGUCUCUGUAGAUUUGGAAACCAGACCCAAAACCAAAGUGUCAGCUCCAGAGCAAGACAUCACUGAAGGACUACCCAGCAGUAUUCUGGCAGAAAGGGGUCUGUGGGGUAGUCUGUGGUACUCUGAGGGCAACAAUGCAGAGGGCCGCAGGGGACACAGUUGUGAGAGCCAAGAGAGCCAUGUGGUGAAGACACCCAUGCAGCAGCAGCAGGCGGAUGGGUUUGGGGAAAACUUAAGUCUGAGCGCCCGUCUCCCAACUCAGCCCAUGACUCCGGAAAGCGAAGGCCAAGGCCUCCACGUGCUGGGGCCUCGCGGCAGGAGGGCGAAGCCAGACCCAGGGUCCAACGCUCGGCAGAAGACACUCGCAGAGGCGAAGCCCUUCAAAUGUCAGGCAUGCGGCAAGGCCUUCGGUCACAGCUCGGCGCUCCUGGAGCACCACCGGACGCACACCGGGGAGAGACCGUACGAGUGUCCUGAGUGCGGGAAAGGCUUCCGAAACAGCUCGGCCCUCACCAAACACCAGAGAAUCCACACCGGUGAGAAGCCGUACCGUUGCCCACAGUGUGGGAAGACCUUCAACCAGAUCGCGCCACUGACCCAGCACGCGCGCACGCACACGGGCGAGAAGCCGUACGCGUGCGGCGAGUGCGGCAAGGCCUUCAGCUUCCGCUCGUCCUUCAGCCAGCACGCGCGCACACACACGGGCGAGAAGCCUUACGCGUGCGGCCGCUGUGGCAAGGCCUUCCGCCAGAGCGUGCACCUCCGCCAGCACGCGCGCGUGCACACUGGGGAGCGGCCGUACGCGUGCAGCGACUGCGGCAAGGCCUUCGGCCACAGCUCGUCGCUGACCAAGCACCGGCGCGUGCACACAGGCGAGCGGCCGUACGCGUGCCGCGAGUGCGGCAAGGCCUUUGCGCAGAUCACGCCGCUGCUGCAGCACCAGCGCACGCACACGGGCGAGCGGCCGUACGAGUGUGGCGAGUGCGGCCGGGCCUUUAGCCAGAGCACGCUGCUCACCGAGCACCGCAGGAUCCACACGGGCGAGCGGCCCUACGGCUGCAAUGAGUGCGGCAAGACCUUCAGCCACAGCUCUUCGCUCAGCCAGCACGAGCGCACUCACACGGGCGAAAAGCCGUAUGAGUGCGGCCACUGUGGCAAGGCCUUCCGCCAGAGCACGCAUCUCACGCAGCACGCGCGCGUGCACACUGGGGAGCGGCCGUACGCGUGCGGCGACUGCGGCAAGGCCUUCGGCCACAGCUCGUCGCUGACCAAGCACCGGCGCGUGCACACAGGCGAGCGGCCGUACGCGUGCUGCGAGUGCGGCCGGGCGUUCAGCCAGCUCGCGCCGCUCGUGCAGCACCAGCGCACGCACACCGGCGAGAAGCCCUACGAGUGUAACGCGUGCGGCAGGGCCUUCAGCCAGAGCUCGCUCCUCGUGGAACACCAGAGGAUCCACACCAAGGAGAAGCCCUACGGCUGCAACGAGUGUGGGAAAUCCUUCAGCCAUAGCUCGUCGCUCAGCCAGCACGAGCGCACGCACACCGGCGAGAAGCCCUACGAGUGUCAGGACUGUGGGAAAUCGUUCAGGCAGAGCACCCACCUCACGCAGCACCGGCGGAUCCACACGGGAGAGAAGCCAUAUGAGUGCAGGGACUGCGGGAAGGCCUUCACACACAGCUCGUCCCUCACCAAGCACCAGAGAACUCAUACUGGGUAGACCUCACGUGCGCUAGGACGUGGGAAAGCCUUAAGUCAUAGCUCAUCCCUUCCUAGACUUGACCCCGUCGUUCCUAAUGGCAACAGUACAAAUAUAUGCAAGCGCAAGCCAUCACACGGAAUAUAUGCCUCACACACCCUCAGAGAAAUGACGGAAAUGAUUGUGGGCAUACUGAGCUCUAGGACAUCCAUCCCCAGAUAUCAGUAGUAGGGAAGCACGGAGCUCGUCAGUGUUGAGGACUGUCAGUCAUGAGUGUCCACUAAUGCUACAUGAUAGAACCUACAAAGGAGAGAAAUGGGGGGAGGGAGGAUGUAGUGGAGCAGAGGAUAGCUUCUGUCCAAGGAUUCACAAUAUUCCAAACCAGAGGUUUGCAAAGUGGUGAGAAACCCAACAAAUGCUUUUCAUAUACAGGAAACACAUACACUCAGAAUUUAGUAUCGCAUAUUACGUUCUUCUGGGUGCUUAUGAACGGAGCAAGGCAACUAUGAAUGAAUUUCUCUACAGGUUACCCACGGGCAUUAAAACACAGAUGAUGUUUCAGAAAAAGGAAGAUGUUUUCCUUUGUCCCAUCUUCUGAACAACAGCACCUCCACACUGGAACCCUAUGUUUUGCAAGGUUUAUCCCUUGAGAAAUGUACUUUUUCAUGGAGUCUCCUUCCCAGUGUAUAAUAAGCUUUUGUUUUUGUGUAA
Suricata suricatta (meerkat) is the source of this 2908-nucleotide messenger RNA. RefSeq names its product zinc finger protein 135 (gene ZNF135). The record is from RefSeq and is a predicted model, not a curated record. The transcript has 3 exons. Lineage: Eukaryota; Metazoa; Chordata; Mammalia; Carnivora; Herpestidae. Bases 479 to 2218 code for a protein of 579 amino acids.